ACUGCGAGCGAGUUUCCAGACACAAAGAAAAGUCGUUUUUCUAUUUAUUAAAAGGUUUCUCAAAUACAGUAGUCAGUGGUCGGCUAACGAUCGGCUAAACCUCAAGGAUUACUCUGAUAAAACAAAGGCAGAUCCCAGUGUUUAUCUACAGAUCUGGUGCUUUCUUAGGGAAGGCGUGUGUUUUUCCCAGUGCGUUCAGAGUGCUAUGAUGUCUGCCCUCUCUGUGACCCAGGCUUUGUGCUUCAGCUGUGAUUAUUAGCUGGUUUAUCUGUCUUGGGCCGUGUGAGAAUGUGAUCCUUCGAUGAGAAUGUGACCUUUAUUGCUCAUAUGGAAGACAGCCGUCAGACUAUUUUAGCUGAUAUGAGCACGCUGCCCGGAUACACAGGGGCCAGGAUAUCAGGCUGCUGGGCACUCCGUACAGAUGGAGGUGGAAGUGGUGAAGACUCUCUGGACAGACUCCUCCUUGCGGUCAGCACCUCUCACAGGAAAAGCAGCACUCUGGGUAAAACAGAACCUCCACUGCUCCGCACCGGCACACGUACCAUCUACACAGCCGGCAGACCGCCCUGGUACAAUGAACAUGGAGCCCAGUUUAAAGAGGCCUUUGUUAUUGGUCUGUGUGGUGGCAGUGCCUCUGGAAAAACUACUGUAGCCAAUAAAAUCAUUGAAGCUUUGGAUGUUCCUUGGGUGGUUUUGCUGUCUAUGGACUCAUUCUAUAAGGUUCUGUCUCCAGAGGAACAAGCUCUGGCUGUCCGUAACGACUAUAACUUUGACCAUCCUGGAGCUUUCGACUUUGAGCUGCUUGUGACCACGCUGCGGAAACUUAAACAGGGAAAAAGUGUAAAAAUCCCAGUCUAUGAUUUCACUACACAUGGAUGCCAGAAAGACUGGAAAAAUGUUUAUGGUGCCAGUGUCAUUAUCUUUGAAGGCAUCUUGUCCUUUGCAGACAAAGAGCUCUUGCAGCUGAUGGACAUGAAGAUUUUUGUUGAUACAGAUUCAGAUAUCCGGCUGGUAUGGCGGCUGAGGAGGGACAUCACAGAGAGAGGCCGGGACAUUGAGGGGGUCAUUAAACAAUAUAACAAAUUUGUAAAACCAGCCUUCGAGGAGUACAUCGAACCCACCAUGAGACUUGCAGACAUUGUAGUGCCACGUGGUGGAGGUAACAUGGUGGCCAUUGACCUGAUUGUUCAGCAUGUUCACAGCCAGCUAGAAAAGCGUGAGAUUAGUGUCAGGGCGCUCCUGACCAUGGCCCAUCAGUCUCAGCCACUUCCUCAGACUCUCAGUGUGUUGGAAAGCACACCACAGGUCCGCGGUCUCCACACCAUCAUCAGGAACAAAGACACCAGCCGUGACGAGUUCAUCUUCUACUCAAGGAGACUGAUGCGGUUGCUUAUUGAACAUACGCUGUCUUUCUUGCCCUCCAAGGCCUGUUUCGUCCAGACACUACAAGGCCAAGAGUAUGAGAGUCGCAGAUUUAGUGGCAAAGGGAUCACAGGUGUGUCCGUUCUUCGGGCCGGGGAGACCAUGGAACCUGCUCUGAGAGCCGUGUGCAAAGACGUCCGUAUUGGCAAGAUUCUGAUCCAGACUAAUCUAGAUUCAGGAGAACCAGAGCUGCACUACCUGCGACUGCCCAGAGACAUCAGUGAGGACCAUGUGAUAUUGAUGGACAGCACCGUUUCCACAGGAGCGGCAGCCAUGAUGGCAGUGAGAGUGUUGCUGGACCAUGACGUCCAGGAAGACAAGGUUGUGUUGGUGUCUCUGCUGAUGGCGGAGUUGGGUGUUCACUCAGUGGCUUACGCCUUCCCUCGUGUCAAAAUCAUCACCACUGCUGUGGACAAGAGUCUAGAUGACCUCCUUCAUGUCAUUCCAGGCAUAGGAGACUUUGGUGAUCGUUACUUUGGGACAGAUGGGUCUUCAUCAUGGAGUGAUGAAGAGCAGCAAGAACCACAUAGCUGCUCAUCAGAGAUGCAUCAUGUGCUUUGACAAAAUGAGACAUUAGCAUUCACACAGCGUGCUCUGUGCUAUCAUCGGUGGAACAAGAGAGACAUGAAUGGAAAAGAAAAAAAAACAGCCACUUCCUGUUUAAACAUCACUGCCAUGUCAAAAUGAUGUCCCCACCAUUACGCAGUGAGCAUGAAAGAGGCGUGGGUGAACUUUUUGAAUAAGCUCUAUUAAAGGCCUUAGUGACAUUGACGGGUGAAGACAGGUGAUCUCUGGCUUUCAUCUUGGAACACACACAUGGCAGCAGUGGGAUAUGUAGCUUCAUAUUACAGGAGCAUUUUCUGCGAAGUUGACAAUAUGAAGAUUUCCAGUGCAAAGCACACUGUUACAAGUAUGAGAAUGCUAGCUCGGUGUGAACAUGUUAGUCAAAUUCUCUGCCAUUAGAUGUCAUUUUUUCUUCAUUCAGAAAUACUGUACUAAAUUAAAG
Sinocyclocheilus anshuiensis is the source of this 2428-nucleotide messenger RNA. It is a transcript of the gene uckl1a, whose product is annotated as uridine-cytidine kinase 1-like 1a. The transcript is spliced from 16 exons. Lineage: Eukaryota; Metazoa; Chordata; Actinopteri; Cypriniformes; Cyprinidae. Bases 328 to 1983 code for a protein of 551 amino acids. The record is from RefSeq and is a predicted model, not a curated record. Gene Ontology annotation, molecular function: ATP binding; kinase activity.